Messenger RNA from Dictyostelium purpureum, 744 nucleotides. RefSeq lists its product as uncharacterized. The transcript is spliced from 3 exons. The coding region runs from base 1 to 744 and encodes 247 amino acids. The record is from RefSeq and is a predicted model, not a curated record. NCBI's taxonomy places the organism in Eukaryota, Evosea, Eumycetozoa, Dictyosteliales, Dictyosteliaceae.
AUGAAUAAAAAAAUAAUUUAUGGUUUAUAUAUACUCACAGGUAUUUUUAUUAUUUUGUGUUUAAUUUUCUCUUUUUCUCAAGUAAAUGAUGACAACACUCUAAUAGAAGAAACCACUAAAAAGGAUUGGUGCGAAAGUCACCCAUUAAAGCCAAUAGCGAUCGAGUUUAGUGUUGUAGGGGAUCAUAAGAGCUUUUCUGGUGGGUGUUCAUGGAGUUGGUAUAGAAGUAUGGUUAGAAUAACAUAUUUAAUUGUUGCUAUAGUAUGCUUAAAUGGUUUAGUAUUCUCUGGUAGAAAAAAUAAAAAUUUAUUCUUUUUAUGUUUUAUAGGCGCUCUAUUCUUUUUUGGAAUAUUUGGUUUUUAUUCAUUUAUCGCAGAUGCAAAAGUAACAAAGUUUUCAUACGAAUCUUGUACUCUAUCUUUUAAAAACCCAAUCAAGACUUCAAAGGGUCUCGUAAAAUACAACUGUAUAUAUAAUAAAAUUUAUGCUACUAUAGCUUUUAAUGCUUUGUCUGCCAUUAUGAUGAUUGCCAUUUCAAUCAUAUCAAUUUUAAAUCGUAACACAUUAAUGAAUAUUAAAGCAAAUAAUAAUAAUAAUAAUGAUAACAACAAAAAUUCAAACUCAGAUUCAAAUGCAAACACUAACAAUAGUGACUCUGUAAAUACACAAAACAAAGGUUUCUUUAAACUCGAAGAGGAAGAUGGCUAUCCAAACUAUUCUCUUUCAUCAACUGCAUCAAUUUAG